AUGAUGGAAGAAAUAGACAGAUUCCAAGUACCUCCAGUCAACGGAGAAACGCAGCCUUUGGACCCAACAGCAUCCUCCACCUCAGAAGCAGAUGCUGAUACCAGAGAAGGAGAGACUGUGGUCAUGAACUACAAGCCCUCACCAUUGCAAGUCCAGAUAGAUAAGCAGAGGGAUCUUGUCAGAAAGGGAUCAGUGAAAAACGGCACCGUGGGAAGCCCCGUCAACCAGCAGCCCAAAAAGAAUGCCCGCACAAGGUUGGUGGUGCCAAACAAAGGUUACUCCUCUUUGGACCAGAAUCCAGAUGAGAAGCCCUUGGUAGCCUUGGACACUGAUAGUGAUGAUGACUUCGACAUGUCUAGAUACUCCUCUUCAGGAUACUCCUCAGCUGAGCAGAUCAACCAGGACCUGAACAUCCAGCUCCUGAAAGAUGGGUACCGACUAGAUGAGAUCCCAGAUGAUGAGGACCUGGAUCUUAUUCCACCUAAAGCAGUCAACCCCACCUGCAUGUGCUGCCAGUCUGCCCCAUCCACAGCCUGUCAAAUCCAGUAACGAGGCCCACCCUAGAAUCUCUUCCCUGCUGCAAAACAGCAAGUAGCAAAACAUCACUCUGGAACAACUGUUGGCUGGCAGUGGCACAACAGGGGAGAAAAAAAGAUUCGAUGAAAAUGGAUGAAGUUUA
Lampris incognitus (smalleye Pacific opah) is the source of this 679-nucleotide messenger RNA. It is a transcript of the gene fam219aa, whose product is annotated as family with sequence similarity 219 member Aa. The record is from RefSeq and is a predicted model, not a curated record. The coding region runs from base 1 to 549 and encodes 182 amino acids. NCBI's taxonomy places the organism in Eukaryota, Metazoa, Chordata, Actinopteri, Lampriformes, Lampridae. The transcript is spliced from 6 exons.